Leptosia nina is the source of this 987-nucleotide messenger RNA. NCBI's taxonomy places the organism in Eukaryota, Metazoa, Arthropoda, Insecta, Lepidoptera, Pieridae. The record is from the annotation of a GenBank genome assembly.
AUGGCUAAAGUGAACGGUACGAACGGGAUCUCGAGUGAAAUCAGAACAUCUGCCCUGGACCUCAUUGGAGAAACCCCGCUCCUCGCGUUAGAUCGUCUACAUCCUGGCCCGGGACGAAUCCUGGUCAAAUGUGAGUUCAUGAACCCUGGCGCGUCGAUCAAAUGCAGAUCCUCACUGCACAUGAUCCAAGAAGCGAGAGCGAAAGGUCUUCUCAAACCGGGUCAACCAGUACUCGAAGUGACGUCUGGUAAUCAAGGAUGUGGUCUUGCAAUCGUCUGCGCUAUUUACGGGCAUCCCUUGACCGUGACCAUGUCAAAAGGUAACAGUUUGCAGAGAGCCAUACACAUGGAAGCACUCGGCGCCAAGUGUGUGAGAGUACCACAAGUAGAGGGUACUUAUGGAAACGUUACCAUCAACGACGUCAAGGCCGCUGAAGAGGAGGGCCUCAGGAUUGCGGAAGAAACCGGCGCGUAUUAUGUUAACCAAUUUAAUAAUGACGAUAACGCGAAUUCCCACUACCUCACCACAGGUCCUGAAAUCUGGAGGCAGACCGGCCAGCAUAUCGAUGCUUUUAUUGCUACCGUGGGUACUGCUGGUACCUUCGCGGGCACAUCUAGGUAUUUGAAGGAGAAGAACCCUAAUAUCAAAUGUUUUGUUGUGGAGCCGGAAGGAUCGCAGCCGAUCAAAGGUUGCCCCAUCACGAAGCCAUUGCAUUUACUCCAAGGUUCGGGGUACGGUUGCAUUCCUAACCUGUUUAAGUUCGAAACUAUGGAUGGAACUUUAAGUGUCACUGAUGAAGAGGCUGUUCAUUAUAAGAAUCUGAUUGGAGAAAAGGAAGGUCUAUAUGUGGGUUACACGAGCGGUGCCAACGUCGCGGCAGCUGUUAAGCUGUUGAAAUCUGGUAUACUACCAGAGGAUGCUUGGGUUGUGACUCCAUUGAACGACUCUGGGCUCAAAUACACGCCGGUACCCGAAAGCCUAACGUAA